Molecule: messenger RNA, 456 nt
Organism: Lolium perenne
Lineage: Eukaryota; Viridiplantae; Streptophyta; Magnoliopsida; Poales; Poaceae
Source: RefSeq, a predicted model, not a curated record
AUGCGGCGUAGCUUGUUCGUGCGAAUCGUCAAGGACUGCGAAUUGCAUUCGAAUUACUUCAAGCAACGUAGGAAUGCCGCCGGGGUGAUGGGUUUCAGCGGUUUCCAGAAGAUCUCUGCUGCCAUGAGGGUAAUUGCGUAUGGCAUCCUUGCGGAUUACACCGACGAGUAUCUUCGAAUUGGCGAAGAUACUAUAACGGAGUCAGUCCACAGGUUUGCUCGCAUGAUUAUCAAGUUGUACGGGCCUACGUAUCUCCGAGCUCCCAACGAGGAUGACACCAAACGGUUGAUGGAGAUAAAUGAGAAAAGAGGUUGGCCUGGCAUGCUUGGUAGUCUCGAUUGUAUGCAUUGGACAUGGAAGAAUUGUCCAAAGGCAUGGCAUGGACAGUACUGUGGCAAGAGCAAAGAUGCAACCAUUGUCCUUGAGGCCGUAGCAUCACAAGAUUUGUGGAUUUGA